ACCGCCCCCCAAGUCACCCCCUCCCCCACUCGCCUCAACACGCCAGAUCCACACCUCCAGACCCUCCACCAAGAAUGGGGCAAGCCCAUCAAAGUCUCCAGCACGCGCGACAACCCGCUCGAUAUACCCGUUUACAAGCUCUCUGGCGCAGACGGGCGGGGGUCAUGGUUCGGACGACGCAGUAUACAUGAGGGAUUGCCGUUCGCGAGAUGGCAGGAGAAGCUGUCGAGUGAGAUGCUUGUCACGCUGGCGGCGAAUGAGGAGCGGUUGGCGGGAGGGAAAGUCGCGGAUCAGGCUGUUAGGGGGAUUGGGGCUGAGAGGCGAGUUGAGAGGGUUGAGGUUAGGGAUAAGGAUGGCGGGGGGGAUGUGGUGGGGCAUGUUAGUGUUUUUCAUGUGUCGGCGCAGUUUCCGAGGCCGACGACGCCGAGGGAUUUUGUGGCGCUGAUUUUGGAUUGGGUUGUUGGUGCGGACGAUGGUGGAGGGGGAAGAGG
This is a messenger RNA of Aspergillus candidus, 491 nucleotides long. RefSeq lists its product as uncharacterized. Bases 188 to 445 code for a protein of 85 amino acids. The record is from RefSeq and is a predicted model, not a curated record. The transcript has a single exon. Lineage: Eukaryota; Fungi; Ascomycota; Eurotiomycetes; Eurotiales; Aspergillaceae.